Messenger RNA from Sesamum indicum (sesame), 3445 nucleotides. RefSeq names its product serine/threonine-protein kinase D6PKL2. Gene Ontology annotation, biological process: protein phosphorylation. Gene Ontology annotation, molecular function: ATP binding; protein kinase activity. The record is from RefSeq and is a predicted model, not a curated record. NCBI's taxonomy places the organism in Eukaryota, Viridiplantae, Streptophyta, Magnoliopsida, Lamiales, Pedaliaceae.
UUGUAUAGAGAGAGAGAGAGAUGUUGAUGUGAGAGAGACAGUAGAGUUUUGUCAUCUCUCUCCUGAGUGCUCAGCUAUCCUUGUCCACCGAAAAUUGCCCUCCUGAGAAUCAGAAAAGCCCACUAUUCUCUUUAUUAGGGUUUUCUUUUUGAAUAAAGGAAAAGAAGAAACGAAAAGAAGAAACAUCUCAAUUUCAAGAACUUCUCAACUAUUUGAAAGGAAAGGAGAUAUGUUUUUGACUCAUUUUCUGUUGGUCUACGCAGCUAUAGAUCUCUGAAUGCUUUAGAUUUCGACACUUAAAUUGAGGAAAAGGAUCGGGUGAAGCUUGUAAGAGUUGGAGCUUCUGUAAUUUCGGGAGCUGUAUGCUACAGCAAUGGUACCAAGUCACUGAAUUUCUCUGUAUGCUUCUCAAGAAAUGACCAGUGUGAUUCUCUAGGUUUAAGUUUUUUCUUGCCGUGUGGUUGAGUUCAUGUGAUUAGUCACAGAGCAAGAAGGGAUAAUGAGUUCUUCUCGUGGAAAUUGUGAAAUAGUCGAGGCAAAGUAUGAGGCUAGUCCAGUUCAGAGGCCACAAACUUUUCGUCACGUAAGAGCACAAGAUAGAGAGCAGAGGCCUCCUGUCAUGAAAAAAACACAUAACAAAGCUUUGGAAAAUGAUAUCAACAAGCUCUUUGAAGCAGUCAAUCUGAGAACAUCCAAGAGUCUGGAUCUCUCAGACUCAUGGAGGAAUGCUUCAAAGAAGCCAAUGAAGUCAGCCGGUUCUCACUCUCCCGGAAUCGGAUUUUCUGAACCUGUUUCUCUGAAGCAGGCGCUAAGGGGACUGUGCAUUUCUCAGGCAGCUGAGAUGGCUGCCGUGAAACGAAUGUCGAUGCCAGCAUCUCCGCGGAUCUCAGAAUCUGGAAAAAUCACAAAUUUGUACAGGUCUGUUAUGGUUGAAGCUGGUGGAUCUGGUUGCUCUCCAGCUGGUGGAGAAAGGAGAACAGAAAUUCCUCGUGUGAAAGAAGAGAGUACCUCAUAUUCUUCUGGAACUUCGAUCCGGGGCCAUCAAGAGUCUUUUAAAUCAGCUACCCAAAGUUACUGUUCUUCGCCUAGUUAUAGUGUUAAUCCAAACAUAAAGAGUAUAAAAUGUACAUCUAGUGAAUCCGGUCAUCCGCUGGCUGAAUGUAGUGGAAAUGGUGUUGGAAUAUCUCUUGUAGAAGGAGAAAGAACCAGAGGUGCUGCUGUUAAGCUUCCCCAGCCUAAGGCGAACUCCCUGAAUCAAAGUGCCCCGUCUUCUCCGCAUAUUGCUGCUGCUUUAGUCAUUAAGGAUGCAGAAUCCGCUCCUGUCCCUGAUGAUAUUUCACAUGUUUCAGAAGUUGAUAAACAGGUGUCGGAAAUUGUAUGCUCACAACACAAUUCAGUGUCUGCUCUGCCUCAUCAUAUUUCCGACGGUAACUUGUCAAAGCCAGACAAGAAAAUAUCUAGCUCAAACAAGGUAGCAAGUGGUUCAAUUAAGGAUGCUGCCACUCCCUUGAAAGUAGGAAACAGGGCAGCACCUAAGUUGAGACGGAAAUCGAAGGUACUGACUGUACCUGCAUCAAGUGCAGUGAAAAGCAAUAAAGAUGUAAGAUCAACAAGAAGCACCUCUCGUGUUAAACCAGUCAUAAAAAACAAGAAUCUCGUCAUAAAGAAAUAAGGCAUCUUAUGAAGUAAAUAGUGAUCGGGACCACAGUUCGAGGCAGUUGAUCUGCCAGAGGUGUCAGUGUUCUUUGACGGAUCCAAGUAAGGAUUCCAGUAAGAAUCCUCCAGAAACUACCAUCACCGAAGUGUUUACAGGUAGUAGGAACUGUGACACAAACAAAUCAGACUCAAUUCCAACUAGUUGGGAGAAUAGAGGUACUCCUGUUGUUAAAGCGAACAUGAACCUGAAACCAACUGAGAAAGGGGAUAUCUCCCAGAGCUCAAAAAGCAGCAUUUGUGAUUUUAGUAGUAGCACCACUAGCCUAAGUGAGGAGAGCAGUCUAAGUGGGUCAACUUACGGCAACAGACCUCACAUGUCAAAGGACAUGAGGUGGGGAGCAAUCGACCGCAUAAGAAAACAAUAUGGUUUCCUGGGGCUGAGUCACUUUAAUUUGCUGAAAAAACUUGGUUCUGGAGAUAUAGGCACCGUUUAUCUUGCAGAACUGAUUGGAACAAACUGCCCAUUUGCAAUAAAGGUUAUGGAUAAUGAGUUCUUGGCAAGAAGGAAGAAGAUGCCUAGGGCCCAAACAGAAAGAGAAAUUCUCAGAAUGCUGGACCAUCCAUUUCUUCCAACACUUUAUGCCCAGUUUACAUCAGACAAUUUAGCAUGUUUAGUUAUGGAGUUUUGUCCUGGUGGAGAUCUACAUGUCCUCCGACAGAAGCAGCCCGGCCGAUAUUUCCCUGAACAGGCGGCAAGAUUCUACGUUGCAGAAGUCCUUCUUGCUCUUGAAUAUCUCCACAUGCUGGGUAUUGUGUACCGAGAUCUUAAACCUGAAAACAUUCUGGUCCGUGAAGACGGUCACAUCAUGCUUACAGAUUUUGACCUGUCGCUUAGAUGUUCCGUUAACCCAACUCUUGUCAAAUCAUCAUCUGUGGGGAUAGAGCCACCGAGGGUUUCUGGUCCAUGUGCAGGAUCAAAUUGUAUCGAUCCCUUCUGCGCUGGACCGUCCUGUAAGGUUUCAUGCUUCAGCCCUAGGAUUAUACCUGCCACUGCACGAGCGAGGAAGCUAAAAGCUAAUGCUGCAGCUCAGGCUCGAUCCUUGCCUCAGCUUGUUGCCGAGCCAACAGAAGCACGGUCCAACUCCUUUGUGGGCACACAUGAGUACUUGGCACCAGAGAUUAUCAAAGGGGAAGGGCACGGUAGUGCUGUUGAUUGGUGGACGCUUGGCGUGCUUCUGUAUGAGCUUCUAUACGGGAAGACACCGUUUAAAGGUGCUGGGAAUGAGGAGACACUGGCCAAUGUCGUUCUGCAGAAUCUCAAAUUCCCUGAUUCACCGAUUGUUAGUUUUCAGGCCCGGGAUCUCAUCCGUGGGCUUCUAGUCAAGGAACCGGAGUGUCGGCUGGGCACAGAAACAGGGACAGCUGAGAUCAAACGACACCCAUUCUUCGAGGGCCUGAACUGGGCGCUGAUCCGAUGUGCUGUCCCACCUCAAAUUCCGGAGCUGUACGAUGUUGGAAAUUCACAUCUAGCCACACAGGAGAAGGGUGAAAAGUUUGUGGGGUACAGUGCUAAUGGAGAACAUUUGGAGUUUGAGUUGUUCUGAGGAAACUUCAUUAGGAAUCAGGAUAAAGGCGGUAUAACUAGGUUUCUCGACCAUCUUGUAUCAUAUAUCUAGACUCCAGAGGAAUUUGUGUUCUUGAGAAUGUUUCAGCCGGCUGCUCUUCUUUGAGCUGUAGUAACACUGGAUAUUUUACGUUUAUUUAAUACUAAGAAGCAAAUAUUUUACCA